GCGGCCAUGGCGGAGCGCGGACAGCGGCCUCCUCCCGCCAAGCGGCCGUGCUGCCGGCCCGGGGGCGGCGGCGGGGGCGGCGGGGGCUCGUCGUGCCGGGCGGCGGGGGCCGGGGCGCGGGCGGGUCCGGGGGCGUCGUGCGGGCCGCGGGGCCCGGAGUCGCUGCUGGACAUCGCGGCGCGGAAGGUGGCGGAGAAGUGGCCGUUCCAGCGGGUGGAGGAGCGCUUCGAGCGCAUCCCCGAGCCCGUGCAGCGCCGCAUCGUCUACUGGUCCUUCCCCCGCAGCGAGCGCCAGAUCUGCAUGUACUCCUCCUUCAACACCAGCGCCGCCGCCGCCGCCGCCGCCGCCGCCGCCCCGGCCGGACCCGCCGGGACCCCCGGGACCCCCGGACCCGCCGCCGCGGGAGCGGGAGCGGACGACAGCGGGGCCGCCGCCGCCGCCGCCGCCGCCGCCUCGUCCUCCGGGCCGGGGCCGGGGCCGGGGCCGGGGUCGGGCGGUCCCGGCGGGGACGGGGCCGACGAGGCGCGGCUGCCCUUCCGCCGGGGCAUCGCGCUGCUGGACGGAGGCUGCGUCCACAACGUCCUGCAAGUCGGCUUCCACCUGAGCGGUACCGUGACGGAGCCGGCCGUGCCCGCGGAGCCCCAGACCGUCUGCAACGUCGCCAUCAGCUUCGACCGCUGCAAGAUCACCUCCGUGACCUGCAGCUGCGGGAACAAGGACAUAUUCUACUGCGCCCACGUGGUGGCCCUGUCCCUCUACCGCAUCCGCCGGCCCGACCAGGUCAAGCUGCACCUUCCCAUUUCCGAGACCCUGUUUCAGAUGAACAGGGACCAGCUGCAGAAGUUCGUCCAGUAUCUGAUCACCGUGCACCACACCGAGGUUCUGCCCACCGCCCAGAAACUGGCCGACGAGAUCCUCUCCCAGAACUCGGAGAUCAACCAAGUCCACGGUGCUCCAGACCCCACGGCCGGAGCCAGCAUCGAUGACGAAAACUGCUGGCACCUGGACGAAGAGCAGGUCCAGGAGCAGGUCAAACUCUUCCUGUCCCAGGGCGGAUAUCACGGGUCCGGCAAGCAGCUGAAUUUGCUCUUUGCCAAGGUGCGGGAGAUGCUGAAAAUGAGGGACUCGAAUGGUGCCCGCAUGCUGACACUCAUCACGGAGCAGUUCAUGGCGGACCCCCGCCUCGCCCUGUGGCGUCAGCAAGGGACGGCCAUGACGGACAAGUACCGGCAACUCUGGGAUGAGCUGGGGGCCCUGUGGAUGUGCAUAGUCCUGAACCCCCACUGCAAGCUGGAGCAGAAGGCCAGUUGGCUCCGGCAGCUGAAACAGUGGAACAGCGUGGACGUGUGUCCCUGGGAGGACGGAAACCACGGAAAUGAAUUGCCCAAUCUGACCAAUGCUCUGCCUCAGGGGGCCCACGCCUACCAAGAGUCGCCGAACAGCAGGCCCCACCGGACCGUGUUCACCCGGGCCAUCGAGGCCUGCACCCUCCACUGGCGGGACGGCCACCUGCAGCACAUCAUCGGCGGCGACCCGUACGCCGGCUACCGCCGCCGCGCCGACGGCGACGGCUCCCUCUUCGACGCCCACGGCUGGCCCCUCUGGCACGAGCACGUCCCGACGGCCUGCGCGCGGGUGGACGCCCUGCGGUCCCACGGGUCCCCGCGGGAGGCCCUGCGGCUGGCCGUCGCCAUCGUCAACACGCUGAGGCAGCAGCAGCAGAAGCAGCUGGAGACUUUCCGGGCUCAGAAGAAAGAGCUCCUGCACAGAGGGGUCACGUCCAUCAGCAAUCUGGAGGGCUGGGUCGGCCACCCGCUGGACCCCAUCGGCACACUCUUCGGCAGCCUCAUGGAAGCCUGCAGGGGGGAGGACCAGAGCUGCGCCGGGGGCUCCGACUUUGCCGAGGGCACGGGGUCGGCCAAACCCCCGGACCCGCAGCACCCGCCGGCCGCCCCCCCGCAGUUCCUGGCCGAGGGCGAGUCGUACCUGAGUCUGGCGGUGGAGGUGGCGCUCAUCGGGCUGGGGCAGCAGCGCCUCAUGCCGGACGGGCUGUACACGCAGGAGAAGGCCUGCCGCCACGAGGAGCACCUCAUCUCCAGGCUCCAGGAGAUCCCCCUGGACGACACGCUGGUCAAGAUCUUCCGCAAGCAGGCCGUCUUCCUCCUCCAAGCCGGGCCCUACAGUGGCCUGGGAGAAAUCGUCCAUCGAGAGAGUGUUCCGAUGCACACGUUUGCCAAGUAUCUCUUCGCCUCCCUCCUACCUCACGACGCCGAGCUGGCGUACACGACCGCGCUGAGGGCCAUGCGAUUGCUCGUGCUGGAAUCGACCGCUCCGACUGCGGACCUGGCCCGUCCCCACCACCUCGCCUCCGUCGUCCCCAACCGCUACCCGCGCUGGUUCACCCUGAGCCACAUCGAGUCGCAGCAGUGUGAGCUGGCGUCCACCAUGCUCACCGCGGCCAAAGGCGAUGUUCGGAGACUGGAGACGGUGUUGGAAUCCAUCCAGAAAAACAUCCACUCGUCAGCGCACAUCUUCAAGCUGGCCCAGGACGCCUUUAAGAUCGCCACUCUCAUGGACAACUUGCCCGACAUCACGCUGCUCAAAGUGUCCCUAGAGCUGGGCCUUCAGGUGAUGCGGAUGACCUUGUCCACUCUGAAUUGGCGACGCCGGGAGAUGGUGAGGUGGUUGGUGACGUGUGCAACAGAAGUAGGUGUGUACGCCCUGGACAGCAUCAUGCAGAGCUGGUUCACGCUGUUCACGCCCACCGAGGCCACGAGCAUCGUGGCGACGACGGUCAUGUCCAACAGCACCAUCGUGCGCCUGCACCUGGACGCCCACCAGCAGGAGAAGCUGGCCGGCAGCGCCCGGACGCUCGCCCUCCAGUGCGCCAUGAAGGACCCGCAGAACUGCGCCCUGUCGGCCCUGACCCUGUGCGAGAAGGACCACAUCGCCUUCGAGACGGCCUACCAGAUCGUGCUGGACGCGGCCACGGCCGGCAUGAGCUACACGCAGCUCUUCACCAUCGCGCGCUACAUGGAGCACCGCGGCUACCCCAUGAGGGCCUACAAGCUGGCCACGCUGGCCAUGGCGCACCUCAACCUGAGCUACAACCAGGACACGCACCCGGCCAUCAACGACGUGCUCUGGGCCUGCGCCCUCAGCCACUCGCUGGGCAAGAACGAGCUGGCCGCCAUCAUCCCGCUGGUGGUCAAGAGCGUCAAGUGCGCCACGGUCCUGUCGGACAUCCUGCGCCGCUGCACGCUGACCACGCCCGGCCUGGUGGGGCUGCACGGACGCAGGAACUCGGGGAAGCUCAUGUCCCUGGACAAGGCCCCCCUGCGCCAGCUGCUGGACGCCACCAUCGGCGCCUACAUCAACACCACGCACUCGCGGCUCACGCACAUCAGCCCCCGCCACUACAGCGAGUUCAUCGAGUUCCUGAGCAAGGCCCGGGAGACCUUCCUCAUGGCCCACGACGGACACAUCCAGUUCACCCAGUUCAUCGACAACCUGAAACAGAUCUACAAGGGCAAAAAGAAACUGAUGAUGCUGGUCCGGGAGCGGUUCGGCUGACCCCCGGGGGCGGGGGCGGGA
Molecule: messenger RNA, 3594 nt
Organism: Ornithorhynchus anatinus (platypus)
Lineage: Eukaryota; Metazoa; Chordata; Mammalia; Monotremata; Ornithorhynchidae
Gene: ZSWIM6
Product: zinc finger SWIM-type containing 6
Exons: 15
Coding region: 7-3573 (1188 amino acids)
Cellular component (GO): Cul2-RING ubiquitin ligase complex
Molecular function (GO): zinc ion binding
Source: RefSeq, a predicted model, not a curated record